Messenger RNA from Nematostella vectensis (starlet sea anemone), 971 nucleotides. RefSeq lists its product as uncharacterized. Bases 19 to 645 code for a protein of 208 amino acids. The transcript is spliced from 4 exons. NCBI's taxonomy places the organism in Eukaryota, Metazoa, Cnidaria, Anthozoa, Actiniaria, Edwardsiidae. The record is from RefSeq and is a predicted model, not a curated record.
GAGUUCCUCAAGUAUGCCAUGUAUGAGAAGCGUUUCUUGACAUUAGACAACUUGAACACUUCAAUCAGAGAUUUUGACUAUGGCUAUUCUGAUGCUGCAAAUAAGCCGAGUUUGAUCUCAAGCAAAAUAUUGAACUCUGGAACAAAUUCUCUAAAACAAAGAGCUUCCCAGAUGUGGUGUCUUGGCCGUUUUCUACCAUUGAUGAUAGGUUCUCACAUCCCUGGAGAUGAUGAAAAGUGGCAACUUUUCAUAAUACUGCUGGAAAUUGUCAGCAUCAUUUUUGCGGAAGUAAUCACAAAAGAUAAAGCAGCACAUUUGAGGGACUUGAUAACAGACCAUCACACCAGAUUUGCCACCCUGUAUCCUGAAUGCUCUAUCAUCCCAAAGAUGCACUACAUACUGCAUUAUCCCCUGACAAUAGUUAGGAAGGGGCCAAUGAUACGGACAUGGACCAUGCGUUUUGAGGCAAAACAUGAGAGGCUGAAGAGGCUUGAUGGGAGUCUUGGCAAUUUCACCAACAUCCCAUGGACACUAUCACUUAGGCACCAGCUUAGGCAGUGCUAUGAACUGUCAGGAAGCAGACAUGGUCAUCCACCCAUUGAAAAAUCACUGGAAGUCGGACCAGGGCCAACUGGUGUAUUGUGAAUGGCACCAAGUACAAGAAGUGUGUAGCUGUUCACAUUGGUGGUGAUGGACUUCUGCCAAAAUUUGCAACAAUUUAAGAGAUAGUUACUGUACCUGCCAAGGAAAACACUAUUUGUUUUGUUGUAAAACAACUUGAAACAUUAAGUUAUGAUAACCACACCCACUCCUACAGGGUUAGGGUUUUGAACAGGGGAGAUGUUGAAGUAAAAAGGCAAACUGAUCUAGUUACUUUUCGGCCUCUACACAUUGUUACAAUGGGCAAUUAACAGUUUAUUUGCCCAAAAACGGAUGUUGAUGUCUACAACGAGUAAAUGUAGUGAUGUAAA